AUGAGUCACAGCUGCAAAGUCCUUAGUUGGGCAGCAGCUGGGGCUCGUAAAGAUAGCUGGGAUAACAGGGGUGGGUCAGGAGCCCAGGAGGAGCCCCUGAGAAGCCGUGAAGAACUGUGCUACAGAGAACAGCUAUGUGGCAGAGAACCAGCGAGAAGGCUGUUUGUUUUGCUGGCUGUGCUCUGCAGUGGAGUAAGGAGCAGCAUUGUGCCACAAAAAAUGUAUGGAAGGAUCACAUCCCCAAACUUCCCAAAAGUCUACCCAAAUCACAAGGAGAAAAUAUGGAAUAUUACUGUCCCCAAAGGAUAUUCUGUUCGCAUUUACUUCACCCAUUUCGACCUGGAGCUGUCCUACCUGUGUGAAUAUGAUUAUGUGAAGCUGAGCUCUGGUGGGAAGACCUUGGCCACGCUGUGUGGAAGGGGCAGCACAGACACCGAGGAGGCUCCGGGGAACAGGACGUACAUCUCCGCUGAUAACCGCCUCGUGGUGGUGUUCCGGUCUGAUUACUCCAACGAGAAACCAUUCACAGGCUUUGAGGCCUUCUAUGCUGCUGAAGAUAUCGAUGAGUGCAAGCAGCCACUGGAUACCAAACCCCUCUGCAGUCAUCACUGCCACAACUACAUGGGGGGCUACUAUUGCAGCUGCAGGGUUGGCUACACACUGCAUGAAAACAGGAGGACGUGUACAGCAGAAGAUAUUUAAGCUCCUCCUCACUUAGGCAGAGAUGGAGACAGAUGUGCUGGGAAGAGCUGGUUUUCCUCCUGGUUGCACUCCAGGAAGGAAACCUGUUGCAGUCUGCCCAAGGGCUGAAGGCUUCUCUUGCUCCAUGACUUGUCCAUGUGGUUCCUUGCCUUUCAGACUUGCCUGCUGCAGUAAAUAAAGAGGCUGUUGCCUAUUGAAAGCCAA
Zonotrichia leucophrys gambelii is the source of this 906-nucleotide messenger RNA. It is a transcript of the gene MASP2, whose product is annotated as MBL associated serine protease 2. Lineage: Eukaryota; Metazoa; Chordata; Aves; Passeriformes; Passerellidae. The transcript has 5 exons. The coding region runs from base 1 to 702 and encodes 233 amino acids. Gene Ontology annotation, molecular function: calcium ion binding; serine-type endopeptidase activity. The record is from RefSeq and is a predicted model, not a curated record.